CGACCGGGAGCGCAACCCCGAGGGCAUCGUGAACCUGGGGACCAGCGAGAACAGGCUGUGCUUUGAUUUGAUAGAGGAGAGACUCACACGGCCUGACAUGGACUGCCUGCAGCCCGAUCUCUUCCAGUACCCUGACACGCAGGGUGCGAGGAGCUUCAGAGAAGAAAUUGCCAAAUUUCUGACUGACUAUGCCAGAGCCGCAAAAGAACUUAGACCAGAACAUAUCACUGUCAUGAAUGGCUGCUGUGCUGUUUUUGCCACUCUGUCAACUGUGCUGUGUGACCCUGGUGAUGGAUAUCUUAUUCCAGCUCCUCACUAUGGUGGCAUAAAUUCAAAAAUGUGGCUAUAUGGUGGACUGCAGCCCGUGCAUGUGCCCUUGUCCAGUGAGGUGACUAACGAAGAAACUCACCCUUUCCAGCUAACAGCUGAAAAAUUAGAAGCUGCACUACAGAGAGCUAAAAAGCAGGGCAUCAGAGUGAGAGUAUUAGUCCUCAUCAACCCUAACAACCCCUUAGGGGACAUUUACCCAGAGCAGUUACUGAAGGAUUGCCUUGAGUUUGCACACAGACAUGAAUUGCAUGUAAUAAUGGAUGAAAUCUACAUGCUGUCUGUUUAUGAUGAUACUAGCUUCACCAGUGUUCUUAGCUUAGAUAGUUUACCAGAUCUUGAACGCACACAUUUUAUGUGGGGUUUUAGCAAGGAUUUUGGUAUGAGUGGAAUCAGAGUUGGGGUACUGUACACCAGAAAUCAUGAAAUUCAGAAAGCUGUGAAUCAACUAGCUGUCUUCCACAGCUGUCCUGGACCCAUCCAGCAUGUUCUCACUCAAUUCCUUAAGGACAGAGAUUGGUUGGAUAAUGUGUUUUUUCCCACCAACAAGAAGAGACUUAAGGAAGCACAGAAUCUUCUUGUGGAUGGACUUGCAGACAUUGGAAUACCUGUGCUGAAAAGUUCAGGAGGACUCUACGUGUGGGCAGACUUCAGGAAAUUCUUAAAAUCACAGACAUUUGAAGCUGAACUUGAACUAUGGCAGAAGCUCCUUGAUAAGAAACUCCUGAUUAGUCCUGGAAAAGCUUUUUAUUGUUAUGAACCUGGAUGGUUUCGAUUGGUUUUCUCUGAUUCUGUAGAUAAGAUUUAUUUAUGUAUUGAAAGACUUCAGCAAAUGCUGCAUGUUGAUGAUGCCAAACCAGUUGUAAACAACACAUCUUCUAGUGCAGACUCUUCACACAGCCCAGAAAGAGAUUCUUCUGGCACACCUUCAAAUACAGCACGAGAUGAUGCCUCCCAGCUAAAAAAUAUACUUGUUUUUUAA
Messenger RNA from Meleagris gallopavo (turkey), 1309 nucleotides. Its product is annotated as 1-aminocyclopropane-1-carboxylate synthase-like protein 1. Gene Ontology annotation, molecular function: transaminase activity; pyridoxal phosphate binding. Lineage: Eukaryota; Metazoa; Chordata; Aves; Galliformes; Phasianidae. Gene Ontology annotation, biological process: biosynthetic process; amino acid metabolic process. The record is from RefSeq and is a predicted model, not a curated record.